CUAGGUAAUCUGGUGCAGUGUGUGUACACAUAUAUGUAUGAGAUAUAAUACCUCCGAGGGCGUUAGCUCGGUUGAAGGGUUUUCUAAUGUACAAUGAUUUUUAGGGUGGAUUUAAAUGAUAGUUAACAACAUGGAAACUAUAGGAUAAAUCCUGACCUUAUUGAAGGAUAAAACAUGAUAAAGGCUAGUUAUCCAAUUACAUUUAGUGACAUAAUAUGAUGUAAAUUUAAUAUACAUAACGGACCUAUUUCACAACAAAUAGCUUCGAGGCCAUUAUGUUUUUUUUCGGACACGCACGCAUAUAUACUUUUCUACAUUGAGGGCUCUAAGAAACAUGUUCACAUCUAAACAUGCAGUUUGCGUCGAAGUUAUAUAAUAUAUAUAACACGAAGGACUUUUCUGUGAUUGAUUUAAAGGUAAAUUAAAAAAGGAAGAAUUUGUAAAACUGAAAGCGAAAGUAGAAAUGAAUUGAUUACAAGACCACCCUAUUUUAUACCUUCAAUGGCAAAUGCUCUUAUCUCAUUUCAUUGUAUUGAGGCGUAAAAACGUUGACCGACUCUUCCACACUUCAUAAUAAAAAUAUUCGCACGUUUAUCGUUUUUACAACCCUAUACAAUUACAUUAUUAUGCUACAACCGUGAAAUUGCUAUUGAAAUCAAGGCUUUCGUUUAUUUUGUUACGUGCAGUCUUAAAUGUUUCAUUUUAUACAGAAAUUAUUAAAACGGUUAACUUCUGGAAUGCCUCAGCUAAUCAAAAUUACGGAAUCGUAUAAAACUUCUACGUAAUUUAGUUGUUUAGAAAUUAUAAAAUAUACCCCCCCCCCCCUAUACAUAUCUCAUUUUUCAGUGAUCUUUAACGACUAAUUAUGUCAACAGAAGCUAUUGGAUUAUGCAAAUCAUAUUUUGCACAGUACUUGAGAAAUCAAUAGUUAGAUGUGUCUACCAGCUGUACGUUGCAGACAUGCAUUAAAUUGUCACUCUUAUUUCAUACCAGUAUAAUAUGAAGAUGUUGUUUCGAUGGAUCUUUGCUUAUUGUAACUCAUAACAAUACAGAAACAGGUCCGCAAUAAGUGGUGCACACUUUGAGAAUGAUUUAACAACGCUUAAACAUGUAUAUAUGCAGUCUUUUCCUGAUUAUAUCAUUAUGGAAGCUCUCUGAAUCCAGUUUCAGCUUUCAUUGUCCUGUUCAGUCGCACUGGAAACAUAUAGCAGAAAAGAGUUGUGGUUCUGUGGACGGUUACUUCUGCUUGUUUAAUCGAAACGAACAUUAUUUUACUGAAUUUUGUAGAAAACACCCAGAUUUCGAAGCACCAGGACAAAAACUUAUAGUUGCUGGGUCAUCUAAUGGAACACUGCAAGGCGCUGAUUGUAAUGCUGAAUUCUACCAACCUUUCAAAUUCCUGUCCUCUGGAAGCAGUCGAUGUGUUUACGAGAAAUCUUACUGCAGUGGGGAGGGACUAGUCACUUCUAGUAAUGGUACAUUGGAAAAUGAUAGAUCAUGCCGCUGUGAUUAUACCAGAGGAUAUGAUUUUAUAGUUCAACCAAAACAUCGAUGUUAUUGUGUACCAUCCGAGGAAGAUUGUUCCUGUCAUCUUAAGAUAUGUCCAUCUAACUACAUUUUAUCACCAGAUUAUGAGUGUCUUAAUGAGAAUGAGUGGAAACCGAGCUUUUACUGUGAUUCAAUAUCAACGGUCGUGUUGCCCAAAGAGCCGGAAAUACCAUUAUCGACUGACAAUUCAUCGUUGGAGGCUUAUAUACUAGCUAAUAGAAAAGCUGCAUGUGUUGCAGUUCUGGUAGUUUUUAUGCUGAUGUUAUUGUUACCAAUAAUAUUUGUGGUAUUGCCUAUCCUAGAAGACUGUUUAUGCAGAAUGAAACGCAAACGCACAGAGGUUGACGAAAAGAUUGCUUCUCUGAUAGCCAUUGAAAAAUCGAGCUUGGUAAAACAAAUUGAUGCAAUUGAUUCUGAAAAACAGGAGUUAAAGGGCAAAAUAUCCAAACUCGAAGAUGAUAUAGGAAAGGUGCCAUAUCAUGUACUAGAACUGCAAAAGGAAACACUGAUGAAUUGGUCCAAUGAACUUGCUAAUUUUUUUGUAACAAAAGCCGCGCAAUCCGUAUAUCAGCGAAUCCAGACGGAAAAACUAGUUGCUAUUAUAGGACCAACAGGGACGGGUAAAUCAGCGUGUGCCUAUCACAUAGCAUUAAGAUUAAAGAACGAAUAUGGUUAUACAAUUGUUUCUGCAAGGCAGCCAUCAGACAUUACUCAAUAUUAUUUACCUGGUACAAACCAAGUAUUCAUCAUUGAUGAUUUCAUCGGGAAAUAUGUCUUUGAUGUGGCUGAAGCAGUUUCAUGGGAAAAAGAAGGUCCAUUCCUUCAUAAAGUAUUAAGUAACAACGAUCAAACUAAAGUAAUACUAACGUGCAGAAAGUCUAUUUGGCAUCCUGAAAUAUGCGAACGCUUUAAAUUAUCAGCUUUCGUAUGCGAUUUACAUACAAAUGAGUUGAGAUUAACUCUGUCGGAAAAACGGACCAUCUGUGAUGCAUAUCUCGAAAAAAGUGACAUAAAAGCUAUAACUGACGAAAUAUUAAUGAUGUAUCCUUUUCUGCCCUCGUUAUGUUCGAUCUUUUCAUCAAAAGACGUUGGUUCAGUAGAAAACUUUUUUACCUUACCCAUUCAAUUCAUAGAACAGGAAAUAGAUAAUUACAAAAUGAAAUCACCAGAACGUCAUAUUUCUUUAGCAGUGCUUGCUAUUGAACAAAAAUUUACUAAACAAUCAUUUUUUGAUAACAUUGAAAAUGAAGAGUUGAUAAAAAACUUGUUUGGAGAAUCUGGAUCUCAAAUGCAUCCACCAAAAAAACUUAUUAUCAGCCAUCUCGAGGCUUUGACAGACACAUUCGUAAAGGUUAAUAAUGACUGUUUUGAAUUUAUCCAUCAGACCAUGCAAAAUAUAGUUCUUUACUGCAUUGCAAAAACAUUUAUAAUCUCGGUACUAAAGUACUGUAAGAGGGAUGUGUUUAAGAAUCAGAUAAGAUUGGCAUGUAUAAGGGAAGAACAGACCGUUCCUGCUAUAAAAGUUAUAUCGGAACAUGAAGAGGCUUAUUUUACACGUCUUGCAAGAGAACUUAGCGAAGGACAGUAUAGGGAUGUUUUCAAAAAUAAUCAAAAUGCCUUUCCAAUAUUCAGACAGAAAUUUAUAGCCUUUUUGAACAACGAUAGAAAGGGAAAUAAUUGGAAAACGAAUUCAGACGGUUUUACUGUCCUUCAUGUUCUUUCAUCGUUGGGUUAUGGAGAUUAUGUUGCUUUAUUUAUGAAGUUUGACAAAGGAAUGAUUCAUAAGACCGAUGCAAAGGGAAACACACCUUUGCAUUUAGCAUCCAUGAAUGGUCAUCUUAAUAUAGUUAAAUUGCUCGUUGAAAAUGGUCGAAAUGUUCACCUUUUAAACAACGACAGAUUAUCGCCUUUUUUCUAUGCAUGUGAAAAUGAUUUAAUCCCCGUUGUGAAUUAUUUGAUCAACUUGGAGGAUGACUUUGUUAAGAUUAACGAAACAUAUAUGAUGAGAGAACACAAAAGUGUUCUUCACAUAGCCUGUCAGAAAGGUUCUACCGAACUUAUAAAAAUACUGCUGGACCAUGGCGCUACUGUUGACAUACAAGAUAAAGGUGGAUUAACACCGUUACAUUUGACAUGCUUAAAUGGACAGCAUGAUACAGCUUCGUUGUUAUUAAAGGCUGGAGCAAAUGUAAAUAGAUUGGACAAUUUAGGCAUGACGCCUGUUUAUUAUGCAUGUACUGGAAAUUAUAAAAACAUUGUGGAACUUCUUAUUCAAAAUAAGGCAAAUAUAAAUAAAAGCUCAUCAAACGGUUCUACACCUUUGCAUGCGGCAUGUGAGAAAGAAAGUAUUGACAUUGUGGAUAUUUUAUUAAAAAAAGGUUCAAAAGUAGAUGCACAAGAGAAAAGUGGAGAGACGCCUCUUCAUAUAGCAUGUAGAAACGGAAAUGAACAAAUCGUAAAAUUGUUAAUUGACAGCAGUGCUUCGGUUGAUUCGAAAACAAAGGAUAAGAUGAGGCCCUUUCAUGAAGCUUGCAAAAACGGGCAUCUCAAUGUUGUGGAUAUUCUCUUAAAGAAGAAUGUCAAAUACGACAAGAAAAAUAAAGAUGGACGGACAGGGCUUUUUUUCAGUUGUGAAAACGGAUACAAUGAUAUAGUAAAGAUAAUACUAAAUCGUAAGGCUGAUUUAAAUCUUACUGAUAAAGACGGAGUUACUGCUCUUCAUGCCGCUUGUAUAAACAAUCAUCAAGACGUUGUUAACACUUUGCUCGAGAAAAAAGCGAAUGUAAAUUUAGCAGACGUUUGUGGUGAAACUCCUCUUUAUAAAUCAUGCGACUACGGUAAUAUUGAAAUAGUUAAGAUAUUGCUCCUAAAUGGUGCAAAUGUUAAGAUAUGUGGUACCUCUGGACUGUCUCCUGUAGCCAUUGCAAAGAAAAAAGGGUUCAAUAACAUUGUUGUUCUAUUGAAUAAUUAAAAAACUGAUCAAAAUCAAUAAAUAAGAUAACAGUUAAAGAGAUAUAAAACAAUUUGAAUGUGAAUAUACAUUUCAGAUAUCUUAAUAACAUUACGCACUAGGUGUUAAUGCAUAAAUGUCUUUAUUUGACACAAUUUUAUAUUGUUUAUAUUACAUUUGAAAUUUGAUAUAUUCGUUCAGUCAACACAAAAAAAAUAAUUAGGCUUGAUAUUUACAAAUUCAAAAUGUAUGUAACAAAACUAAGUUUUUAUUGGAAUACCAAACAUCCUUUACAUGAUUUGUUUCGUACUCAAUUGUUGUAAUAUUUCUUAUAAAUGAUUGCAUAAUAAAUGAAUCAAAGAAUUA
Molecule: messenger RNA, 4864 nt
Organism: Mytilus californianus (California mussel)
Lineage: Eukaryota; Metazoa; Mollusca; Bivalvia; Mytilida; Mytilidae
Exons: 11
Coding region: 1109-4519 (1136 amino acids)
Biological process (GO): positive regulation of transcription by RNA polymerase II
Cellular component (GO): cytoplasm; nucleus
Molecular function (GO): protein binding; transcription cis-regulatory region binding
Source: RefSeq, a predicted model, not a curated record